AUGUUCGACCAAGGACCACUGUCGAUAUGGGUGCGAUUCUACAUCUAUGCAAUCCACGGCUACUUCAGCGAGGUGAUGUUCACGGCAGCCUGGGAGUUUGUCGUCAACCAGAACUGGAAGUUUCCCGGGAACACAAGCGUUUGGUCCCUCUUCAUCUACGGCGGCUCCAGCUUAGUUAUGGAGCAGAUGUACCUUCGCUUGAACGGCAAAGUGCCACUUCUUGUCCGCCUUCUGAUGUACUCAAUGUGGAUCUAUCUGUGGGAGUUCUCGACGGGGCUUCUUCUUACACAGUUCAAUGCUUGCCCGUGGGACUACACCCCCUUUGAGUGGGACUUCCUAGGGUUGAUAACACUGGAGUAUUUCCCAUUUUGGAUGUUAGGUACUCUAAUCAACGAGAAGUUCCUUAUGAAGCAUACGUUCCGGCUACACUUUGUGGACACCCCAGAUCCUGCACAUAAUAUAGAACAUGCAUCUUCUAAUGGGUGUGAAAGGAAGACAAAAUGA
Strongylocentrotus purpuratus (purple sea urchin) is the source of this 504-nucleotide messenger RNA. RefSeq names its product transmembrane protein 229B (gene tmem229b). NCBI's taxonomy places the organism in Eukaryota, Metazoa, Echinodermata, Echinoidea, Camarodonta, Strongylocentrotidae. The record is from RefSeq and is a predicted model, not a curated record. The transcript has a single exon. Bases 1 to 504 code for a protein of 167 amino acids.